Molecule: messenger RNA, 1005 nt
Organism: Quercus robur (English oak)
Lineage: Eukaryota; Viridiplantae; Streptophyta; Magnoliopsida; Fagales; Fagaceae
Exons: 2
Coding region: 201-863 (220 amino acids)
Cellular component (GO): nucleus; cytoplasm
Molecular function (GO): 3'-5' exonuclease activity; nucleic acid binding
Source: RefSeq, a predicted model, not a curated record
UUCUUUUUAAAUAGGCCCAAAGAUAAAGCCACUUCAUGCUUCUUUAGUCUGUACUCUAUACUCUGUACAUCUCUAGCUCUCUUGCUUUCCCUAUAACUUUACUCCAUAGCCAAACGCUUUUGCAGGAGCGAUCGAGAAAGAUAGAGAGAUCUCUCUCCAUUCUUAUCGCAAGAAGCAACACUGGUUUGAAUUAGUUCAACAUGAUGAACCUCAUACCACUAUCAUUCCUGUCAAAAAUGGGCAUUUAUGACAUUGAAAUACACGGUGCAAACGUUAAGGUAAGCAUAGUCGAAAAUCCUGCUUUGGUUGGUGCUAAGAUGGAUGAGUUAAGAUCUUCGUUACAAACUUCAGAAAGGCUAGUUGUUGGACUCGACGUUAAGUUUGUCGAAACUUUUGGGAAUUUAAAAGAUAUAUGCAAGUUUUUGGUUCUUUGUGUUGGGAGUCAUUGCUUGAUGAUCCAAAUACCCGACCCGGAGAGGAUAUCUGAGACCCUUGGGCAUUUUCUGUCUGAUGAGACUAUUUGUUUUCUGGGUACCGGAAUGAGCAAAAUAGUUUCAGAGCUGGGCAGCUUAAGUUAUUUGUCACUGGUUGCAGGCUCUAUAGGAGCUUUCACCUGUCGACCUGUAAAUUUUAAGACAGGUGUUGAAGUAGGCUUUUUGGCUGCUAAAAUUCUGAAGAAACCGAAUGUUGAAAAUCAUGGAUUAGCGGAGUUGGCAGGUGAAGUUGGAAUGGAUAUAAAGGAACCAAUUGGUGAAUGUCCUGACUGGAAUGCUAAGGUGUUCUCAAAUGAAGAGGUCAAGUAUGCAGUGCACAAUGCCUAUACUUCUUAUGUUAUUGGGAAUAAGCUCUUUGAUAUGCUCUAAGCCUCUAAAGGCCAUCUUGUCUAUGGGUUUGACUGCUUUAAUUCUGUGUUGUUAUAUAUGCUAUAUAUGCUAAUGUUGCAUGUGAUUUGUGUAAUUCGAACUACUUUAAUGAAAUUUCUGGUUGUGUUUGGUUUGUCCUAAA